Messenger RNA from Chiloscyllium plagiosum (whitespotted bambooshark), 693 nucleotides. The record is from RefSeq and is a predicted model, not a curated record. Lineage: Eukaryota; Metazoa; Chordata; Chondrichthyes; Orectolobiformes; Hemiscylliidae.
UAGUGGAUUUUUAGAGAGGGAGUUUGUUAUUUAGGAAUUGUAUUGACAAAAUGGCCUCCCAGGUUUGUCAGAAUUAUCACCAGGAUUGUGAAGCAGCUGUCAACAAACAGAUUAAUAUCGAGCUGACUGCCUCCUAUCUCUAUCAGUCUUUGAUGUCGUACUUUGACCGGGAUGAUGUUGCCCUGCACCAUUUCUCCCAGUUCUUCAAAGCUCAGUCCCAGGAGAAGCAGGAACAUGCAGAGAAGCUGCUGAAAUUCCAGAAUCAGCGUGGAGGCAGAGUCCUCCUCCAGGAUGUGAAGAAGCCAGAGAGGGAUGAGUGGGGUAACGGGCUGCAGGCAAUGCAGGUUGCCCUGGAUCUGGAGAAGAAUGUGAACCAGAGUUUGCUGGAUCUACACCAACUUGCCACUGCCCAGACUGACCCUCAUCUGUGUGACUUCCUGGAGACUCACUAUUUGGAUGAGGAGGUUGAGAUCAUCAAGCGACUUGGGGACUACAUCACCAACCUGAAGCGUCUGGGAGCUCCUGAGAAUGGGCUGGGAGAGUACCUGUUUGACAGGCUCUCGCUGGAGGACAGCAGUUAGUGGGACAUUGAAUACUGUUCGUGUCUGUCUUCCUUUGGAUAAUGUCAAAAGUACUUUUUCAAAAGUGGCUAUGUUGAAUAACUUGAACAUAAUUAAAGAAAACUUUGCCUGU